GAUAAAGACUCGUUACUAUUGACAACCGGUAGUGCAGAGCGGAAACUCAGUCUGCUGCAGCUGAAGUGCACUGCAAACUGCGUGUGGAAAGUCGUAUCUUUAGGUGCCAGCGCUAUUUAUCUGAAUCAAAGUUUACGAACGAUGAAGUGGCAGCUGCUUUUGUCCAGCGUUUUCAUCACUCUGUGCCCUGCCUGCCUGGGAACAGAGCACUAUGUGGAUGGAGAACAUAAUGUUGAUUAUGACAGAGAAGCUUUCUUUGGAGAUGAGGAGGAUCUUGAAGAAUUUGCACAUCUUAGUCCAGAAGAGCAAAAAAAGAGACUCAUUGCUAUUGUAAAGAAAAUUGACAGUAAUUCAGAUGGUUUUAUUUCCGAGGAUGAGCUGAGCACAUGGAUUCAAAUGUCAUUUAGACAUUAUGCAACUGAAGAAACAGUAAGCCAAUUUCCAAAAUAUGAUCUCAACCAAGAUGGCAUUGUUUCAUGGGAGGAAUAUAAUAUUCACAUGUAUAAUCAAGUAUUAAAUUUUGAUGAAAAUACUGUGCUGAAGGAUCCAGAAGAAGAAUCCUUUAGAUUGCUCCAUUUGAAAGAAAAGAAACGUUUUGAAAAGGCAAAUGUAGAUGAAAUUCCUGGCCUAAAUUUAACAGAAUUUGUUGCAUUUGAAAACCCUACUGAGGUGGAUUAUAUGAUGGACUAUGUCAUUCAGGAUGCAUUAGAAGAGCAUGAUAAAGAUGGGGAUGGUUUUAUUAGUCUAAAUGAAUUUCUUGGUGACUAUCGCAGAGAUCCAGGUGCAGACCAUGAUGCUGAAUGGGCAAUUGUAGAGAGAGAACGCUUUGAAAAUGUUUAUGAUAAAAAUAAAGAUGGAAAGCUUAAUAAUGAAGAGCUGCUUAAUUGGAUGGUGCCUAACAAUUUAGACUCGGCCACAGAGGAGGCAUUUCAUCUCAUCAAGGAGAUGGAUCUUAAUGAUGAUGGAAAGCUAACAGAAGCUGAAAUCUUGAACAACCAGGAACUCUUUAUUAGCAGUGAAGCCACCGACUACGGCAGGCAGUUGCAUGAUAAACGGCUUUUUCAUGAUGAACUGUGAUAGUCAAUGGUAAAUAGUCAAAAAUGAUUUGUUUUUGACUUGAUUUCAAGUCUGCCUUAGAUAAUUCAAAAAUUACACUAAUGUGUAUGCCAAGAUUUUACAACCUCAUCCUGAUACAAACACUUUGAACAAUGGGAAAGAAAUGUUACAGAUUUUAAUAGUGUUUUUUUUUUUUUCUCUAAAUUAAUUUAGACAUUUCUUUUGAAGUGGUCCCAUAUAUUUCUUGUGCCAAUGAUGUUUUAUUUGACCUGUGUUUAUCAUACUAACAUCUGACAGUAAAAAUGCCACUCAUAUUGUGUGUGUUUAUAAAAGUUAUAUAGAGGUUUUCAAAGUUUAAUUAUGUUAAGUAUAUUAAUAAGCAUUUCUGUAGAAUUUGUAUAAAUAUGUAUAUAAGAACAAUAUCUGAUGCCUGUUAAUGAUUUGUCUCUUAAAGGAAAAUGCAACAGUCCAUAUUUUCUAACAACAGCAACACUCAGGAUUGUGACAAUUCAUGCACAUCUUUCUUGUUGGCCACGUUCUUGGCUUUAACCCUUUGAGCGCAGUGUAGAUUUUCUCUCAGACAUUCUUUGUGUUUCACUACAAAUUCCCAAACAAUCUCAGCCUGUUUCUACUUAUGACAUCUCUACACCUAUCUACACAUUUCUUCCUCUCCAUUAAACUCCAUGUAUGCACCAGAUUUUUUAUUUUCAUAUUUUCCAGCCUUGUCUUGUGCACCUCUUUCAUCAGGCACAUCUCACUUUUGUACCCGAUUUAGUCCCUGACACAGUUUUCGCACAUUUUACCAGAGAGGUUCCAUACACAUUUCUCUUGUGCUAAAACACCAUAGUCUGAAUAGAGUAAAAUAACAUGAAGUAAAACAAAAAACAAAUUGUUGCUUUUUGCUAAUUUGAUUUUGACAUGUCAUUUAAGUCUGAGAACGUUCUACUACCCCCCCUCCCCAUAAAAAUAUUUUCUUCAUCUAAAAAAAAAAAUAAAACUGAUUCCUUGAAUUCAUUAUUUCAUCUAAUUUAAAACAACAUUAUCAUACAAAGGUAUUUUGUAUGCACAAUUUUAUGUUAAGUAAAGAGUGUUACUCUAAAUUUGGCCACAGUUACAAUUAGUCAUAGAAUGUGUGGCCCUUGGCUAUUUGCUUGUCAUUUUCCUGUUGAAAUAAAUAGAAGAAAAAAAAUGCUUAUUUUCUGUUCAUUAAUUAAGAUAUGUCAAGUUUUGGAAUUAGAUCUGGGUACUGUGAAGAUUUCUGUGCAGAUAAUUUACCUGCAUGUAUCUGCAAUACCUUUUGACUUUUAUGCUUAUAUAUACUAGAUGAAUUUGAUUCCUACUGUAAGUCAUUGUCUGAGUAGUACUGUAUAUACAGUAUUUAAGGAAAAAGAGUUCUGUUUUAAGUGCUUACAGUAGGUGUACGUUGACAUUUCAGUAAGUUUCAGAUUCUUUUUUUUUUUUUUUCCACUAUUACGUUUUUUUUUUUUUAAUGUACACAGUAGGUGGUUUCAGUAUUACACCUUGUAGUUAACAGGCUUCACCACUAGAGGGUAGACCAACAUAAGCUAAGCUUUGUGAUAGAGUACAGUAAAAUGGCAAAACAUUUACUGCCUACAUUAAAAUGUAUGUAUUUUUUCAAUAAAGUCAGUAAUAUGGAGAGUC
Molecule: messenger RNA, 2718 nt
Organism: Polypterus senegalus (gray bichir)
Lineage: Eukaryota; Metazoa; Chordata; Cladistia; Polypteriformes; Polypteridae
Gene: rcn2
Product: reticulocalbin 2
Exons: 8
Coding region: 142-1077 (311 amino acids)
Cellular component (GO): endoplasmic reticulum
Molecular function (GO): calcium ion binding
Source: RefSeq, a predicted model, not a curated record